This is a messenger RNA of Taeniopygia guttata (zebra finch), 4580 nucleotides long. Its product is annotated as Krueppel-like factor 5. The record is from RefSeq and is a predicted model, not a curated record. Gene Ontology annotation, biological process: regulation of transcription by RNA polymerase II. Lineage: Eukaryota; Metazoa; Chordata; Aves; Passeriformes; Estrildidae. Gene Ontology annotation, molecular function: DNA-binding transcription factor activity, RNA polymerase II-specific; RNA polymerase II cis-regulatory region sequence-specific DNA binding.
CCUGGCGGCAGAGCUUGGCGCUGGGUUUGGGGGUGCUGCAGCUUCCCGAGCUGCCAGCCGGAGCUCCGGGCCACCCUGUGGCCCUUUUAUGAGCGGGUGUCCCGGCGGGGCCGGCGCCGGGAGCCGAUUGGCUCCGCAUCACCGCGCCGCUUCCCGGCGGCGUUUCCUCCUCCCGCGGCCAGGUAAACCUUCCCGCGGCCAGGUAAAGCCUUCCCGACCGCCACCGGCCUCCCACCAGCGCAGCUCGCUCCGCCUCGCCUCAGGGUUUUUUUUUUUCCCUUCCCCUUCGUUGUUCUCCCCUUUUCCCCCCCUUUUUUCCCCGUUUCCCGGGCCCGUCCCCGUGCGGGGCGCGGGGGGAUGAGCAGCGGGCUGGUGGACGCCGCGGUGUUGGCACCGCUCAAACCCGUCAGCAUGUCCGGGGACCCCAGCGAGGACACCCCGGUCUUCGAGGACAUCAAAGCCCCCUCCCGGCCCCUGGAGACCCCUCCCGACCUGGCACAGCUGCACCCCAUGAGGAUGGACCAGCGGAUGCCACCGCUCAUUCUGGAGGCACGCUCAGAGAUGGACAAGUACCUGUCCGGCGAGGCGCCGCCCGUGCCGAUGCUCCCGGACAAGAAGUACCGCCGGGAGAGCGCCUCGGUGGUGGACGAGUUCUUCUCCACGGAGAAGCCCAGCUCGGCGCCCUACAGCGUGAACAUCAACGUCAUCCUGCCCGACACCACCCACCUGCGCACGGGGCUCUACCGGCCCCCCAAACCCAUGGCCCCCUUCCCGCAGAUCAAAUCCGAGCCCGGCACCGGCUUCUCCCAGCCCUGCUCGUCCUCCUCCGGCCCUACACAGACCCUGCCCGACUUCACCAGCGUGUUCAGCAUGCCCCAGUCGGUGGCGGUCAACAACAUCUUCAUCAAGCAGGAGCUGCCCGCGGAGAUCCCGCUGGCCGCCCACCCGCAGCAGUCCCAGCUCUUCCAGCUGCCCCUGGGCGCCGCCAGCGCCGACAUUCCCAGCCUGGCGUCCUCCUCCAGCAGCACCACGGCCAUCAGCUGCCUCAGCGGGGUCACCAUGUCCACGGGCUCCGUGGCCAGCGUGGCACACAGACCUGUGCAGCCAGCAGGGCCCCUCAAGCAGUACCCACACGUGGCCCAGGGACAGGGGAGCUUUGGGAACAUCUCCGGGCAGUUCUACCCCACCCCGGGGGUGACUCUGCCCCCCUCGCCCCCCAACUCGCAGCCUGGCAGCCCCGAGAACCAGCCCGAGCUCAUCAACACCAUCUCUCCCCCGCCGUCCUACGAAGCCACUUUUGGACUGAAGCUGGUCCAGUCGUCCCAGAUGCCCCCAGUGCCCAACGGCGUCGGGGGCCUCUCCCAGGGGCCCGUGGUGAUGCAGCCCCCCAAGUACAACCGGCGCAACAACCCCGAGCUGGAGAAGAGGAGGAUCCACCACUGUGACUACGCAGGUUGCUCAAAGGUUUACACCAAGAGCUCCCACCUGAAGGCACAUCAGAGGACUCACACAGGUGAGAAGCCCUACAAGUGCACGUGGGAAGGCUGUGACUGGCGCUUCGCCCGCUCGGACGAGCUGACCCGGCACUACCGCAAGCACACGGGGGCCAAGCCCUUCAAGUGCCUGGCGUGCGGCCGCUGCUUCUCCCGCUCCGACCACCUGGCCCUGCACAUGAAGAGGCACCAGAAUUAGGAGCUGCCUCCCUUCCCACUUCUCCAAAAGCAGCUCAAACUCUUCCCCUGUCCCACGGAAGAGCCUGUACAUAGGAACGACCCCGCGCUGCCAUCGGCGAGGCGGCGGGACAGCCCUGCCAGCCCGGCCCUGGCGCUGUCUGGUUUUACGAGAGACUGGAACUCACCCAGCUCGCUUCAAACCAGCCCUGACUGCAGACUGAUCUCCUGACCAGGCUCCUGGUGGCACUGGGGCGCUGGAGCUUGGAUGCCCAAAGGUUUUCUUCUGGCAAUCCUGCUAUUUAUUUGUCACUCAGGAGCAACUUCGUGCCUCAGGGCCUUUUGGGAUGGGUUUUGGCCCUUUGGUGAGGCCCAGGAGGAUGUGACAGCUUGGCUGUGACAGCUCUCACUUGGACUCUCUUGGACAGUCCCAUGGCAUUGCCAUGGAUGUGACACUGUGUAACCGUGGACGUGGCACCUUGUCCCAUGGUGUGACCAUGGGUGUGGCACUGGUGCCAUGGUGUGACCAUGGUGUGACCUGUCCCAUGGCAUGGUCAUGGAUGUGACACUGUUCCCCAUGGUGUGACCAUGGAUGUGACACUGUCCCUAUGGUGUAACCAUAGAUGUGGCAUCAGUGCCAGUGUGUGACCAUGGAUGUGACACUGUCCCUAUGGUGUGACCAUGGAUGUGGCAUCAGUGCCAGGGUGUGACCAUGGAUGCGACACUGUCCUCAUGGUGUGACCAUGGAUGUGGCACUGUCCCCAUGGUGUGACCAUGGAUGUGGCACCAGUGCUGUGCCAGGACAGGAGCUGUGCCCAGGACUGUUGGCAGUGACUAUCCCGGUCUCUGCGGGGGCACAGAAGAACAGACCUGUGACAAACUCACCCUUCAAACAAGGGGCAGCACAAAAGCAGGUGACAUAAGUGUCACCUGUGUCCCACUCAGCCCAUUCCUGGUGGCCAGCUUGGGACUGUGAGCACCUGCCCUGCCUUGCCAGGUUUUUAUGGUUGUGUCCUAAGCAUUUCUGCUUCCAAGAGGAAUUUGGACUUUGGGUGUCUCUGGGAGGACCAGUGUGGGUUUGAAGCCACCCAGAGGACAGCAAAAGAGACAGUGAAGAUCUGGUGUCCCAGAAUCCACCAGUGGUGCCCUUCUCCAGAAUCCCACGAGGACUCGGUGGCUGCUGGUCCCACCAGGCCUGUGCUGUUGCCAUUCUAUCAGAUGGAAAAAAAAAAUCCCAGGGGAAAAAAAGCAUCUUGGAAACAAAUUCCAAUAAGUCCUGCUGUUCAGAGUGGAAUCACAUGACUACCUCACAGGUUCACCACCUCCAGCUCCCCAAGCUCCUUCCCCCAUUCCGUGGGAUGCACAUCCCUGUUCUCCAAAGCCUUCCAGGGGUGGAAUUUGGGCACAACAAGAGCCACUUCCAAGACCAGCUGUGAGCGUUGUAAAUAAAUCAGGAUCAAAUAAUGGGUCUGCUGUGUCCAGCAGAAUAUUGAUUUGUUCCACACCCUCCUUCUCCUCUCUUGUUUCUCCUUGGAUAAAUCUGGGUGACUCGUGGAUUGAUGUGUGGGAUGAAGGGACAGGCUGGACCAUGGCAUGGUUGGCUGGAAUUUGGAGGCCACUCUUCUCUGCUGUUGCCAGAGCCACUGCUGGGUUCCUGCUUGGCCUUUUCCGUGGAUAAACAGAGCCAAUCCCGUCGGUCUGUUUGACAGCAGAGGAGGGCAGGAAGGAUUUGGGGUCCAUGGUGUGCUGCUGGCUUUGGGAUGGACGAUGGUCCAGCUCUGCGGUGACUCUGCCCUGUGGCUCCUCAGCCAGGAGCCUCCCGUGCCACCAGGGAGGGUGGGAAUGCAGGGGCGAAAGCCAUGGAAUUGUUGGAUGGCUUUCCCAACAGUGGGAACAGUUUUCCAGCCCUUAGCACCAACCUCCAUGCUCCAAGAUGGUUUUUGGGGCAUCUCUUGUGGUUGGACCUCCCCAGGGCAGGAGCCAAACCCCAAGGCACAGGGUCCUCACAUGUGUCACCAUCAGCCCCCACAUGGACUUCUCAGAGGGGUCUUUUCACCCCCCUUUGCCUUUGGAGAAGGAAACCUCCUCUUCCCAUCCCUAAUUCCCCUCCUUCCCCACCCCGUGAUGCCGAUGGAGCCCAAAGCCAGUUUGCUAAACCAGUACAAAGCCAAACCCAUCAACAGGCAGCUUGAAAUCCGAGGGGAAUUGGACAUAAUUUUCCUGCUUAUCUUGGGAAUCUUUUUCCCUACAGCCUCUGCUUGUCCUCCCCUGGACUCUGUGUGUGUAAAUAUAUAAAUAUAUAAAUAUUUGUUUUCAUUUGAUGAGGGGCAGAAGUGUUUUAGCACUGACCCACUGCUCUGUAUGCAAACUCCUGAUAUGCAAAUGCUUCUCUAUGCAACAAUUUUUUGUUUUUAAAAAUGAAAACCACAGCAAAUCCUCAGCUUUUAUUUCCUUAUUUUUUUAUGGACAGAGUGGACAGCUCUGGGUUUGUAUUAGUGGCCAAGGGCAGCUGUUUUUGGGGAGAAAUCUGGGGAAAGGGGAGUGGUGUUGCUGGAGCCACAUGACAGUUGUGACAAAUGAAGGUCCCUCCAUCCCCGGUCCCCUGGGAUAUUUUGGAAAAGCUUUGCAAGGAGUGGAUCAAAUGCUGGAAUGUGAGUGCCUCAUCUCUGUUUGAUAACGGGGAGAAAAUUGCUGUAAAUAGGCCAAAAGUGCUGUGUGACUUCAUAGGUUCUUCCAGGUGAUCCUUUAUUAUCCAAGAUGAACACAAUGGGGAAGAAAUUGGGACCUGGAAAACGUGUAGGGGGGGAAGAGUUCUUUUCCUGGGAUGCUGUGAUGGUUACAGAACCCUCUCCCCCACUAAACUCCCCCAGGAAUAUUGAUCCAUCUUCUAUUUUGUAAUAAAAUUUUAUC